GUGAGUCCGUUCCUUUUGCCCCUCACCUGGAAGUCGACUGCCCAAGAUGUCGGCGUUGCAGACAUUCCUGCUGGUCGUGGACCAUGAUAAGCAGGAGGCUAAGCAGAUCGCGGAACAAAUUGCUCAAGAUGUGGAGAGCAAGAAGGUCACCCUGAUUGAGGUCGUGCAGUCGCUGAGCGAAUAUAUCAACGAUGAGGAUCCGAUCUUGCGCGGAAAAGCCGUUUCGUACCUUACGGCUGUGAUCAAGGCGCUGCCACCGAAGUUCUUGUCGAGACAACAGAUUCAGGUCCUGACUACUUUCUUCUGUGAUCGGAUUGAGGAUGGAGGGGCUGUCGCGGGGUUGGAGACAUUGCAGAAGCUGGAUCGGUUCAAUAAGGCAUUGGCUGAAGAGGUGGCUCUGGCUGUUUUCGACCGCUUCCAGGAAUUACAGUCUCGCUCGCAGUCCCAGAGAUUUCAGGUCUAUCAGCUGCUGAAUGAGAUGAUGAUCAAUCAUCGUGCCGCUCUUCAUGAAAUGGGCGAUGAGUCCCUGGUUGGAAUAGUGAACCUUAUGACGGGCGAGAAGGACCCACGCAAUUUGAUGCUGGUGUUCUCGAUCCUCAAGGUGGUGAUGGUGGAAUGGGAUGUGUCCAACCAUGCUGAAGAAUUGUUCGACUCCGUCUACAACUACUUCCCUAUUACCUUUAGACCCCCGCCGAACGACCCAUAUGGAAUCACCGCUCAGGAUUUGAAGGACCGCUUGCAGGAUUGCAUUUCGGCGAACAGCCAAUUUGCUCCGCACGCCGUCCCUUCCCUGCUCGAUAAGCUUGACUCGACGUCUCCAAAUGUCAAGAAAGAUGCACUCAACGCCUUGAUUGCAUGCGUCAAGCUGUAUGACCCCAACACUGUGUCCAAGUACUCAAUCACCAUAUGGGAGACCCUGAAAUUCGAGAUUCUCAAUGCACAGGAGGAAUUCCUCUCUGAGCUUUCUCUUCAGGUCUUGAGUAAUAUUGCGCAGCGGCUGUCGGAAGGUGUCACACAGAUCUCCGAUCAACUCCCUCUCGCCCUGUACUUGCGGCCCAUUACCAAGGAGUGCAACGAGCAAUUACGGGAGCCCCAGCAAAAGCAGGCGAAGCCUGCUCAGCAGAUCCUCAGCUCUGUUUCCGCUGCCUCUGCAGCUUCGUUCACGCUCGUUGUACAGACCGUGGUCGCACCCCUGUUGACAAUCUACCAGGAAGCCGAUGGAAUUGCCAAGCAAAGAGCCCUAUUGGAUACCCUGGGCGUCCUCUUUGAUUCCGCCAUCCAAGUAUUUGGUGAGUGGGCAUCGCGGGACCCGGAAUCCACUCUCGGAAAUCCAUUGCUCGAGUUUAAGGACCAGUUCUCGGACAUCUUCGGCCAAGCCCUGAUGGGUGUUAUUAAGGAGGAGGUUUCAUUCCGCAGCUCCGCCUUGAAGGGCUUUUUGCGUUUGUCCACCUUGCGCAACUACUUCCAGGACAACGAAAUUGGACUUUUCGUCCAAUACCUUGACGAGAUCCUCCUCAAGGAGGAAUCUAUUGGUCGUGACGACCUGAAGAAGGAAGCAAUUGCUGCCUUGACGGAAAUCUCCAAGUACAAGCCCCGCCUGAUCUUGGACAUAACCUUCCCUGCUUUUGUGGCCACCCUUCCUGACUCUGAUGACGGGUCGGACUCUGGGUAUAUAUCCACCCUGGAGAGUCUCGCUCAAAUCAGUGUAGAGAAGGAUGUCUUCGAAACUCUGGUCCGGCGGUUACUCAGCAAGUUGAGCAUACUGCUGCAGAAAGAGGAACCCGGCUCCGUGGACUAUCCCAGGGCCAUUCUCUCGACCAUCCUCUAUGUCAUGAACCAAAGGAAACUGGACCAAGACCCGAACUUGGAACUCUACUACGACAAGAUCGUCGUGGGCCUGUGCCGUAGUGCAGCGGCAGCAGCUUCAGGCAAGGCUACAAAUAACAUCCUGACUGACGCUACAGUCCUCGAUGUACUCGGACGGCUGUGCAAUGUUAUUGUCAAGUCGCUCCCAACAAGCAAGCAGAAGGAAGUUUCACUCAACACGUUGAGUCUAUUCGCCUCAGAAGACGGCUUCCAACAGGUACCCACAGCAUCAUCACCGAGCGACAACCACCGUCGCACAAUGAUCCUCUCGACAUACCUUCUCGCAAGUCUCCCACGAGACCUCUACAACGAGCCACCAAAGUCGCCCAUUCUCAUCUCCCAAGACCUCAUCACUCUUACAAGCCUCUGCAUCAGCGAGACCGAGCCCGCUACCCAGCUCGCCUUCCUCCGCCACCUCGCCCUUUAUGUCAACAAAAUCCUCGAGAAAGAACACCUAGACACUGCCACCGCCCUCUUCGACAGUGUUCUCCCCCCUGACGUUCAAGACCCCAAACUGAGCCCCUCCCAAAUCAAGACCAUCUUCUGGCUCUCCAAGGCCCUUGUCCUCCGUCUCGCCCCCAAGACGACCCAAAUCCUCACCACCCUCCUGAAACUCCUCUCCUCCACCGACGAGGAAACCAGCACGACCGCAGCCCGCGGCUUCGCCCUCCUCCUCCGGGACGACGAAGUUCUCUCCACGGCCAACUUCGCCAACAUCCGCCUCCUCUCCAAACAGCGCGUCUUCACCACCCUCAUCCCUCUCAUCUCCAGCCGCAUCCGCGAAGUCAACAUCUCCGGCACUUCCACCUCCACCCCAACCCCACCCCACAUCAAACCCUCCCACCUAACAGCUCUCUCGGGAAUCCUCUCCACCAUCCCCCCAACCCUCGUAAUGCCCGAACUCCCCACCCUCCUCCCUCUCCUCCUGCAAAGUCUCGACCUCCAAACUGCCCCCUCCCAACCCAUCCGCGCCGCAACCCUCGAAACCCUCGCCGUCAUCAUCCGCGACAACGGCGUUACCGUGAUCGAAGAGUGCGGACACGUCCAGAGCCUCGUGACCCGUUUACUCAAGACAGCCGAGCACGCCCCGGCCACGGGAGCCGUCAAUGGGUCUCGUCUGCGCGUUGAUGCCCUCAAAUGUCUGUUCUUGCUUGCGCAAACGCCCGCGUCGCCUGAUGCGCCGGCUAUCGCUAAGGCUGGGAAGCUUUCUCCGCUCUUGCCUGUCAAGAACCAGGUACUUCGUGCUUUGCGGAUGGUGCUGGAUGAUCCAAAGAGAGAUGUGCGGAAGGCGGCCGUUGAUGCUCGUGGGGCGUGGUUGAGAGGUGUGGAUGAUGCCCCUGAUGAUCAGGAUGAGUGA
Messenger RNA from Aspergillus sclerotioniger CBS 115572, 3223 nucleotides. Its product is annotated as MET18/MMS19 family protein. NCBI's taxonomy places the organism in Eukaryota, Fungi, Ascomycota, Eurotiomycetes, Eurotiales, Aspergillaceae. The record is from RefSeq and is a predicted model, not a curated record. Bases 47 to 3223 code for a protein of 1058 amino acids. The transcript has 6 exons. Gene Ontology annotation, biological process: iron-sulfur cluster assembly. Gene Ontology annotation, cellular component: cytosolic [4Fe-4S] assembly targeting complex.